Molecule: messenger RNA, 1674 nt
Organism: Stegastes partitus (bicolor damselfish)
Lineage: Eukaryota; Metazoa; Chordata; Actinopteri; Pomacentridae
Product: pro-neuregulin-3, membrane-bound isoform-like
Exons: 11
Coding region: 1-1674 (557 amino acids)
Biological process (GO): animal organ development; nervous system development; intracellular signal transduction
Molecular function (GO): chemorepellent activity
Source: RefSeq, a predicted model, not a curated record
AUGGCGUCUGUGCAGCUCGACACCGAGCAGCUGAUCGCUGCACGACCCGGAGCUGGAGAGGAAGCAGCCGAAGUGGAGGAAGAAGAAGAAACGAGCAAAAUAAGCGUCCGCUGCGCUGCUCCCUGCUGGCCGGAAACCAGCGUGAAGAAUGCGAUUAGCGGCGUCGGCUUCCUGACCUCUAAUCUCACCUCCUCUCAUCUGUAUUCAGCAGCUCCCUCUGGCCUGCUGUCCUCUGCAGAGCCAAGUGAACAGACGUCUCCGACCGUCCCUCCGCUGCACUCGGAGCAUUUCAAACCCUGUCAUGAGAAGGACUUGGCCUACUGCCUAAACGGUGGCGAAUGCUUUGUCAUCGAGACACUCAGCGGGCCUCACAAGCACUGCAAGUGUCGAGAAGGCUACCAGGGAAUCCGCUGCGACCAGUUUCUGCCCAAGACGGACUCCAUCCUCUCCGAUCCAAUUGACCACUUGGGCAUCGAGUUUAUGGAGAGCAAAGAGGUCUACAAGAGGCAGGUGGUGUCCAUCACCUCCAUCGCCAUGGCGAUCAGCCUCCUGGGGACCCUGUGCAUGGCGCUGUACUGCCGCAACAAGAGGCGCAGAGAGAAGCUUCAAGCCCACCUGAAGGAGAGUCGCAGUCUGAAGAACUACACGUCCAACGCCCACAACGCCCUGGAAGCCAAGAUCAGAGCCUCCAACACCAACCUGCAGAUGCAUGAGUACUGCAAAAGACCCUCCCCGCCUCGCCAGGGGAACGUCUGCGAGUCCAGCUUCGCCCACUGCAACAUCUCCACCACGUCGCCGGCCGGUAGCUCCAGAGGCGCCGCCAAGCACCACAGAAGCGGUUCGUUGUCUCACAGCCCCGACCAGAGAACGCUGGCGGCCCAUUGGUCGGCUCCUCGCAGGACUCCGCCCAUCCCCAGGGGAAGGCUGAACCCGAUUGGAGGAUCCAAGUUUUCCGGCCCCGCCUACCAGCACCUUCAGGAAGUGGACUCGGUCGAGAAGGAGGCAGAAGCACAGAGGAGUUUCCAGGCGGAGAAUCGAAGCUCCGGACGAGAUGACGGCUUCCUAAAUAUGCAAACUCCUGUUCCCGUGGAGACGGCGUCGCCGUGGAGCGGCCGCGUGGAGACGAGCGUCGACCCCAGUGCCGCCGCCGCCACCCGCAGCCUGAGGCGGCCCGGCCGCCGCCACGGCAACCAGUCCCCGCCUCCACCGUUCCGCUCUUGCUCCAUCCCCAUCAUCCCGUCCGUGCAGUGUCACCACGACAGCGAGGCGUCCUGCAUGCAGACCAGCGUCGCCCCGGCAACCACGGCAAUGUCCACCUGCGGAGAGAGGAGGGAGAAGAUGGCGCCACCGCACGCCGCCACGCUGUUCUCCACUUCCUGCUCAUCCGCCAUUGGCCGGCAGCAGGACGAGGUGGCGCUGCUGCUGGAGGAGGCGCAGGAGCAGCUCCGGGCGUUGGCGCUGGCUCACCGGAAACAGGAAGAGGGCGGAGUCAUCAUCGGCGGAGGCGGCGGCGGCGGCGGAUCCACGGUGGCGCCGGUGGAGGCCAGAGAAACUGUUUGCUUCCUGAACCUUAGCGGAGGAAGCGGCGGGUCGCUGAGCUGCAACGGACCCACGCAGACCCAGCUGCUCAGCCCCAGCCAAUCACACAGAGACCUGGGCCAGAGCGGCCAAUGA